AUGACGAUCCUCCUCCACGAUGUUCAGUACUUACUGCAGAUUCCUGUUGAGGGACGACUGAUGAGUAGGACUUCUGAGCAGCUUGACCAUCCGGAGGUGGGUUUGUGUGCGCUUCUUGGGAUGAACUCGGAGCAGUUGAGUGGUCGUUCGGAGGUCCCUGGAUUUGGUAGUAAGGGUAAGUGGUACGACAAGGGUGGUUUUCUUGCGGACAUGGCGUCCAGGUACUUGCAGGUGAACGGGACACAUGUGACAGAGGCGCAGUCGUACUUGUUGUUGAUGUUGGGGUCCACUUUGUUUGUGGACAAGAGUAGAGACAGGGUUCGAGGACGUAUCCAUAUGAGACUACGGCCGACUAUCUUGACUGGUUCGUGGCACACUCUCAUUGUAGAGUCCUACGGGAUGAUGGAGAUGCAGAUCGACUAG
This is a messenger RNA of Linum tenue, 423 nucleotides long. NCBI's taxonomy places the organism in Eukaryota, Viridiplantae, Streptophyta, Magnoliopsida, Malpighiales, Linaceae. The record is from the annotation of a GenBank genome assembly.